Molecule: messenger RNA, 1672 nt
Organism: Umbelopsis ramanniana AG
Lineage: Eukaryota; Fungi; Mucoromycota; Umbelopsidomycetes; Umbelopsidales; Umbelopsidaceae
Exons: 1
Coding region: 138-1457 (439 amino acids)
Molecular function (GO): nucleic acid binding; protein binding
Source: RefSeq, a predicted model, not a curated record
GUUUCUUUGUAGCUGAGGUUGACAAUCGACAUUACCGCCAUCGUUCCUGCAUACAAUCACUUUGUAGAGCCACGGCAUUCUCCAACUAAAAUUUUGCUAAACGUGGUCCUCAUUGGGUCAUUGGAUUCUUCCUACGUAUGCCUGAUCCAAGUGAUCGAUUUGGUGAUUCCAUUGACCAGUAUUUGGCGCUAAGCAAUGGUGGCGACAAUGGCGAACAUUCUUUGAGAAAUGAUACAGAUGAUUACCAAGAAGAAAUGAAGCAUGGAUAUCGAACUAGUUCAUCUACGAAAGACUCGUUAUAUUCGCUGCCAGAUGUAUACCACCAAGAGGCACCGACCAGCUAUCAGCCGAAGCUUCCCAACUUUGUAGCAACCGCUGAUCCACAGUAUUUGUAUAAUUAUCAAUCAAAUUUAUAUUACGAUAUCUUUUCCGAUACGUAUUCGCGGCUUGACGAAGCCACCAUGAUGUAUCAAAUUGUUGAUGCAAAUGCCGCAGCAGAGGCAAGCUUAUAUUACACCACCAACGAACCAGCAUCGGACGAAGCUCUGCGGCUUGUCGUUCUAGAGUCACAACUACUUCCUGUAAAUAACAUAAUACUAGUAGACGCCAACGGCAUUACCGUUGGAAGGGACAGAAGCUGGGAUAGACGUCUACGGUUACCAGAAAUGGCAGUUAGCAAAUACCAUUGCCACAUAUUCUCCAAUUCAGCCGAUAUCUUCCAAGAUACGGAUAAUGACAAAGUGGCUGAUCAAGAGCUGGCUAGCAAUUUUUCUAUCAUUGAUGUCGGUUCACAGAAUGGCACAUUUGUCAAUGGAGAACGAUUGUCAUUGACAAGAUCAGCAAGUCCUCCUUAUCCAUUGCGACAUCUCGAUGUGAUCUCGGUUGGUACAACGAAAUUUCAGGUUCACGAGCACACUGGAUCAUGGCCAUGUGAGCAGUGCAAAUCCUACAAUGGAAAUAUUAUUGAUAUCGCCACCACCACACAAAUCAAAACACCUAUAGAAGAUGCCGAGACUAACAAGCAUUUAACGAAAAACGAUAGAGAGAUGGCUCGAAGGGAAGAGUUGAAGCGGAUGAAGCAAAAGUAUACGGAUAAUAAGCCCAAUAUAAAGUCUAGUAAUUACGUGGAUCGUGCCGAAGCAAGACGGAAACAACAUGGUGAUAACAGUCCAGUCCAUCGUAGCAAUGACAUGGAUAUUGACACCUAUUCACCAACACAAAGCUCAAGAACAAACGAGAGAAUUGGAGCGGAAAAUAUUGGAAAUAAAUUGCUGCAAAAGAUGGGUUGGAAAGAAGGUCAGGGCUUAGGAUCGACAGGGUCCGGUAUCAUAGAUCCUAUCCAAGCACAAUUUCGUGAAGGCCGAGCAGGACUGGGAUCCGUACAAGUGGAAGACGCAUACAGUGGUAAAAAAGGAGCCCUGGAAUUAACCCGAAAACGAUACAACGAACAACAGUAAUACAGACCUCCUAUGUAAAUGAUAAUUCACGGUUGUUUUUCAAAUUACCUUCUUCUGUUUCUACGUGAAAAGUACUGAAUUCGUGUCGUCAUCAAAAUUUUCUGGCCCUUGAGUUUUUUUUUCAUUCGAUUCGGCCAUUGUAGUAACAAACUCGUCCUCCCUACUCUUGUACGCAAAUGUUUGCUAGACUUGCUUCUCAGUCAACUCGGCGUGCC